AUGCAUUUCACCACCUUCACCGCCGCCAGCAUCCUCGCUCUCGCCUCUUCCGCCUUCGCUGGCCAAGCCGCCAUCAAGAACAACUGCCCUCAAGACGUCUUCCUCACAAUCACCCGUCAAGACCAGACCUCGACGCAGCAAAAGCUAGCCGCAAACGGAGGCUACUACAGCGAGAAACUCCAAGGCCAGGGAAACAGCUACGGCCUCACAAAGGACAGCAACUACUACUCUCCCAACACUGCCAAGCUCAUCUGGGGAGCUUCGGACAGCGCGGGAGUGGUUUACUAUUCGCUCAACAAUGUUGAUGGAAACCCUUUCAACGGACAGAGUGUGAAGCUCACUGGAAACCAGCCUAACUGUGCUGCUGUCACCAGUGUUGAUGGUAGCACAAAGGCUUGCUCGAACUCGAACGACUUUACUCUUACUGUGUGUUAG
Messenger RNA from Aureobasidium namibiae CBS 147.97, 435 nucleotides. RefSeq lists its product as uncharacterized. The coding region runs from base 1 to 435 and encodes 144 amino acids. The record is from RefSeq and is a predicted model, not a curated record. Lineage: Eukaryota; Fungi; Ascomycota; Dothideomycetes; Dothideales; Saccotheciaceae. The transcript has a single exon.